GUAACCCAGUGUUUAUGGGUCACAGCACGGCAGCAGCCCGACAGUGUUUAAUCAGGAAUAAAGAUACUGCUGUGCAAGGCUGGGCCAAUGACUCUACCUACACAGGCUCCAUUCUGGUGGCGGUGAAUCCGUACCAGCUGCUGCCCAUCUACACCAUCGAGCAUGUGCACAUGUACACGGACCGGCGGCUGGGGGAACUGCAGCCGCACGUCUUCGCCAUCGCAGACAGCUGCUUCUUCAACAUGCGCCGACACCGGAAGAACCAGUGCUGCGUCAUCAGUGGAGAGUCGGGAGCUGGGAAAACUGAGAGCACCAAGCUGAUGCUGCAGUUUCUGGCUGCAGUGAGUGGUCAGCGCUCCUGGAUUGAGCAGCAGGUCCUUGAAGCAAACCCCAUCUUAGAGGCCUUCGGUAACGCCAAAACCAUUCGGAAUGACAACUCCAGUCGAUUCGGGAAGUACAUCGACAUCAACUUCAACAAGGGCGGGGCCAUUGAAGGGGCCCGCAUCGAGCAGUACCUGCUGGAGAAGUCCAGAGUGUGUCGUCAGGCGCCAGAGGAACGAAACUACCACAUCUUCUACUACAUGCUCAUGGGCAUGUCGGCAGAGAAGAAGAAGAUUCUUUCACUUGGAAGUGCUGCUGAGUACAAGUAUCUGACCAUGGGUAACUGCACCAGCUGUGAAGGGCGCGAUGAUGUGAAGGAGUACGCUCACUUUGAAUCAGCUCUGAAGAUCCUCACAUUCACAGAGAACGACUUCUGGGAAAUCUCCAAGCUGCUCGCCGCCAUCCUUCACCUGGGCAACGUGGACUUUGAGGCCACCAUCAUAAAUAACCUGGAGGGCUGCGACGUCCUCGCCUCAACCCAUUUCAAAAUGGCGAGCGAGCUCUUGGAGGUGGAUCCCAAAGCUCUGGGGAAGUGUCUGACUCAGCGCUCCUUCCAGACCGCCAGAGAGAGCGUGACCAAAUCUCUGACCUCUGCUCAGGCUGUGGAUGGCAGGGACGCCUUUGUCAAAGCUAUAUAUGGACGACUUUUCAUUUGGGUCGUGGACAAAAUAAACAGCGCCAUCUACAGGCCGCCCGAGGGGGAGAACGACGUCCGACAGUCCAUCGGCCUUCUGGACAUCUUUGGUUUUGAGAACUUCAGCAAAAACAGCUUUGAGCAGCUGUGCAUCAACUAUGCCAACGAGCAGCUGCAGCAGUUCUUCGUCAAGCACGUCUUCAAGCUGGAGCAGGAAGAGUACGCCCGUGAAAACAUCGUUUGGAAGCACAUUGACUAUCAAGACAACCAGAGGACCCUGGACGUGCUGGCCAGCAAACCAAUGAACUUGCUGGCGCUUAUUGACGAGGAGAGCAAUUUCCCCCAGGGCACAGAUGCCACCCUGCUCCAAAAGAUGAACGUGGUUCAUAAGAAAAGCAGCAUCUACAUUCCCCCAAAGAACAUCUAUGAGACACAGUUUGGAAUCCAGCACUUUGCUGGGCAGGUCUUCUAUGACUCACAAGGUUUCCUUGAAAAAAACCGUGAUACGCUGAGCUCAGAUCUCAUUCAGCUGGUGGAGAAAUCCACCAGCAAACUCCUCAAACAGGUGUUUCAUCAUGAGCUGACUGCCACUUCCGGUACCAUCAAGAGCUCCAACCCCAGGAUGAUCAUAACCACAGCCAAAGGCAACCCCCGGCCAGCGGCUGACAGCAAGAAGCGCAUGCCAACUCUGAGCGGCCAGUUCCGCCAGUCCCUGGAUUCCCUGAUGAAAACGCUGACUGCGUGCCAGCCGUAUUUCAUCCGCUGCAUUAAACCCAACGACUUCAAGAAGCCCAUGCUGUUUGACAGAGAGCUGUGCAUGCGGCAGCUCCGUUACUCCGGUAUGAUGGAGACCAUCAGGAUCCGGAAAGCUGGGUAUCCUGUGCGCUACACGUUCGAUGAGUUUCUGACUCGAUACCGCGUCCUCCUGAAGACUUCCCUCUGUGACCCACAAACUGAGAGCAAAGAGAGAUGCUGUGAAAGCAUCUGUGAAAACGUGCUUACCGGAGAAGGUGACUGGAAGACCGGAAAGACGAAGAUAUUCCUCAAGGAUUUUCAUGACACAAUGCUUGAAAUAGAGCGAAUGAAAGAACUAAAUGUGAAAGCACUGUUGAUCCAGAAAGUCCUGAGGGGCUACAAAUACAGGAGAGAAUUCCUGAGGAAAAGGUCAGCCGCGGUCGUCAUUCAGAAACACUGGAGGGGACACAAAGGCAGGAAGCUGUAUAGAGUGGUGCAGCUGGGCUUUGCCAGGCUGCAGGCACAGGUUCGCUCUCGCCAGCUGCACUUCCAGUAUAAAAAGAAGAGACAGGCGGCCCUCGUGCUGCAGACCCAUGUCCGAGGAUACGUGGCCAGGAAGGAAUGGAAGCGCAAGAGAAAGGCAGUAAUCCUGCUGCAGGCACACACCAGGGGCAUCCUGGCACGAAAAGCUCUCGAAAAGAUGAAGAGAGACAUGUACCUCUCUGCUAAAGAGAGAGAAGAGGAGCAGCGGCUCAUGUUGGAGAAGCAGAGACGCUUGGAGGAAGUGCUGAGUCAGAAGAGAGAGAUGGAGGCCAAAGCACAAUCUGAGUCCAUCACAGACCAGGAGAUGGUGGAUGACAUGUUUGACUUCCUCACCUUCAUGCCCAACACUGUGGGAGGGCAGGAGGGGCAAGCACCUGUGGGAUAUGAGAAUUUUGGUGGGAAAAGGAUAAUUGAAGAGAUAGACAUCGAUGAAAUUCCCAUGGAGGAUGAUCUUCCCAAAGAAGACUACGAUGACCUGGAUGAGUACUCCUUCAACAAGUUUGCCUCCAUGUACUUCCAGGGUGCGGCCACCCCCACCUACAUCCGACAGCGGCUUCGUCAGCCCCUGCUCUACCACGAGGAUGAGGAUGAUGUUCUGGCUUCGCUGACAGUGUGGUGGAUCAUCCUGAGGUUCAUGGGAGACCUCCCUGAGCCAAAGAAACACGCCCAGGUCGGGAGACCCUCCACACAGGAACGCUUUAUGCCACAGGAGCUGAUUUCCAGAAAGGACAGACGUCUCAGCAACAUGGUGGGCCUGGAUCAGAGGUUGCUGAGGAGUAAAAAAGAAGCACAGCCUUCUACAGUCCCUGAGCCGGCAGCACAAAACAAAAGGGGCUCCAUCUUCGCAGACAUCCUCACGAGAACCAGGAAGGCUUCUGCUGCGCCCGGCCAGACAGCUCAAAGCCCGAAGGUGUACACCGUACCGGAAGGCAACCCUCGAGGAAGGAAGGGCUCCACAUUCACUGACCUGCUGUCCAAGAACAGGAAAGUUUCAAAUGUACAAGAAAAUGGAAUUCCCAGAUCCAACGCAAACGUCAGGAAGCCCUCCAUCAUCAUGGAGGAGUCAGAGGAGCUGGCCGAAGUUUCCAAGCCGACCACUCUGCAGACUGUGAAGGAGGACCCUGAAGUGUUGACCGGAGAGUUGGACACGCUGGACAGGCCCCUGUCCUCUCUGGAAAAACUCCACUACAUCGUGGGAUAUGCCAUCGUCAGGCCCGACCUCAGGGACGAGAUUUACUGUCAGAUCUGCAAACAGCUUCAGGACAACAACAAUCGUACAAGCUACUUCCGAGGCUGGAUCCUGCUGUCGCUCUGUUUGGGCGUUUUUCCUCCCAGUGAGCGCUUCAUCAGGUACCUCCAAAGUUUCAUGCGAUUCGCUCCAAGUGGCUACGCGUCCUACUGCGCUGAGAGGCUGCGGCGCACCGUGGCGAAUGGCAUGCGAGAGGAGCCUCCCUCCUAUCUGGAGCUGCAGGCAACCAAGACAAAAAAGCCCAUAAUUGUGACGGUGAUGCUGAUGGAUAACCGCUCCAUUAAUGUCCCCAUUGACUCAGCAUCGACAUCUAAAGAGAUCUGCCAGCUCAUCUCCAACAAGAUCAAACUCAAGGACACCUUCGGCUUUUCUAUCUAUGUGGCCCUGUACGAAAAGGCGUGGGCUCUGGGCAGCGGCCGGGAACACAUGAUGGACGCCAUCUCCAGGUGUGAGCAGGACACAAAGAGGAAAGGAGGCCAGGAGCAGCACGCUCCCUGGCGUCUCAUCUUCCGGAAAGAGGUCUUCACCCCCUGGCACGACUGCAGAGAUGACAAGCUCAGCACAGACCUCAUCUACCAGCAGGUCAUCCAUGGUCUGAAGUUUGGAGAGUACCAGUGCCAAAAGGAGGACGACUAUGUCGACAUCACUGCAAAACAUUUGUACAUCCAGCACGGCUCAGACAGCCGUCCAGAAAACGUGAAGGAAGCCGUGCAGGACUGCAUCAGUAACUCUUUGCUGGAGGCCAAAUCAGAGGCUAAAUGGGUGCAGAUGGUCAGCACCGCUCACGCUCAGGGCUCGUAUCAAGGUUCAAAGCAAAAGGAGGGUUCGCUGAAGGCGGAGAUGGUCGACUACGCCCGAGAGAAGUGGCCCAUGUUCUUCUCCAGAUUCUUUGAGGUUGCCAAGCUGUCAGGUCCUCCACUGCCAAAGAGCAAGUUUAUCGUGGCCAUAAACUGGACUGGAAUCACGUUCCUGGAUGAGCGAGAGAAGAGGCUGGUGGAACUCUCCUUCCCAGAAGUCACUGGUGUCAACACCAUAAGGGGCGGUAAAAGAUCUGGCCAGGCUGUGUGUCUGCUGACGCUGAAAGGAGACUUCACCCUGAGCGGCUCCACGGCCGAGGACAUGGCCGAGCUGAUCACCAUGUUCCUCAGCGGGCUGACGGAGCGCUCGCAGUACGCCGUGGCCCUGAAGGAGGUCGAGAAGAAAGAUGAUCCCAUGUUCCUCAGCUUCAAGAAAGGAGAGCUCAUUAUAAUCAUCAAAGACAAUGAGUUCUCUCAGCAGAGCGGUUGGAUCAAGGGCCAAAACGAUCGCACGAAACAAACAGGAGCCGUCCCCAUCGAUGCCAUCUUAAUCCUGCCGACGCUCAGCAAACCCACCAACGAGGUCAUGAGCCUCAUCAACCUGUCACCAAACCAGAGGAAGGACAUCAUCGAGACCACCAUGAAGGAAACGGGCACAGUGGGCAGAGUGGCUCUUUACUCGCUCAAAGAUUUCUCUCUCGAGUAUUUCAGGCAGCCCACUAAGGAUGUGAACCGUCAGGUGAUUUCUAGGAACGCUGCUCCUGAAAGGUUGUGGGUCAACUCCAGAGAGCCAAUCAGACAGCCGCUCCUCAAGAAGCUGGUGGGCCACUCGGAGUUCAGCCACAAAGCCUGUCUGGCCUUCACUGCCAUCCUGAAGUAUAUGGGCGACUACCCCACCAAGCAGCAGCAGAAUCCCCUCGAACUCACAAACCAAAUCUUUGGUCCCGCCACCGAACACGAGGCGCUGAGGGAUGAGACCUACUGCCAGAUCAUGAAGCAGAUGACCAGCAAUAAUAACCGGUUCAGCAUGGAGCGGGGCUGGCAGCUGCUGUGGCUCUGCUGCGGCCUGUUUCCUCCCAGCCAGCCUCUCCUGAAGCACGCUCAGCGAUUUCUGGAGUCGCGGCGCAGAGAGCCCCUGGCCUCCGACUGUCUGCAGCGCCUGCAGAGCUCUCUGAGGAUGGAGCCCAGGAAGCUCCCACCUCACCAGGUGGAGUUAGAUGCCAUCCAACAAAACAGCACCCAGAUCUGCCACAAAAUCCACUUCCCCAAUGACACAGACGAGGUUUUUGAGGUGGCCACCAACACCAGGAUCAGGGACCUCAUUCAGAACAUUUCCAGGAAGCUCGAACUGUCUUCAGCAGACGGCUUCAGCAUUUUUGUCAAAACAAAUGACAAGUUUCUCAGCUUGAAUGACGCAGACUACUUCUUUGAUAGUCUGAGGUCAAUUACUGACUGGUCCAAGAGCGUCAAGAGGAUAAAUGAUGUUGGGCCGGCCAACAUAGCCUACACUGUGUUCUUCAUGAGGAAGUUGUGGUUCAAUGUAAACCCUGGCAGAGACAUAAAGGCUGACCUUAUCUUCCAUUUCCCUCAGGAGUUACCCAAGUACCUGAGAGGCUAUCAUGCUUGCACCAAAGAGGAAAUGCUCAACAUCGCGGCUAUUCUCUUCAGGAUUAAGGUCAACAAUGAUAAGAGCCAGUUAGUCAUGAUUCCCAAGCUUCUGAAGGAACUGGUGCCCACGGAGCAGCUGAAGGCCAUGUCUGAAAAUGAGUGGAAGAAGAAUAUUACUGCCUCAUAUAAUAAGCAAACCGGGAUGACAGCUGAUGAAGCUAAGGUGGCGUUUCUGAAGGCGGUUCACCGUUGGCCGACGUUCGGCUGUACUUUCUUUGAUGUGAAGCAAACAUCAGAGCCAAAAUUUCCUGAUAUUGUGCGAAUUGCCAUCAGCAAGCAAGGACUCACAAUCAUCCAUCCUAAAACUAAGGAAUCUCUGGCAACUCACCCAUUCAACCGCAUUGCAAACUGGUCCAGUGGCAGCACCUACUUUCACAUGACGAUUGGUAAUCUAGUCAAUGGCAGCAAGUUCCUGUGUGAAACUUCACUGGGCUACAAGAUGGAUGAUCUUAUAACCUCCUACGUCAACAUGUACCUCAGAGAGAGGAAGGCCGUGCAAACCAGGAGCCGCCGCUUUGACCUCUAAAGCCAGCAGCACGAGCAGAGGGUCUGUUGCUGCAGGCUGAACAUGCAGCAGUUCUGUUUUUGGAUCGGAAAUCAGAUUUUUUUGUGCUUUCUUUAAAAAACAUUGAAUUAUUGCAUGAAACUAAGCAGCUGCAGAAAGUCUGAAGUUAUUGGCCUCUUUGGACUUUUUAAUGAUUGACGAUUCAUGAACAUGUCUUUGUAUUCAGAACCAAAAUAACCAUGAAGCAAUAUUAUAAAUGAAUGAACCCGGAGUAAAAGUCAAAAAGUUUAAUAAGAUUUGUUCUGCUUGUGUAAGUGUGAGUUUCAGUACAUUUGUGUGUUGAGUUUUUGGUCUACAGACAUCUGAGUCCAUUUCAGGUCCACUGCACUGUAUUCCUGAGGAAAGCCUGGAUAUUUUAUCUGUCGCUGCUCACCAAACUUCCACAGAUGUCAUCUAUGUGCACAGGACGUAUUGUUUUGGAUGUGUGUUCAAGUUUGUGUUUUAAAAAGUGAACCUGUGAACAGACAUGAAGUUACCCGACUUCAAAACAUUAAAGCGUUUCUUGUAAGCAAAUUUA
This is a messenger RNA of Archocentrus centrarchus (flier cichlid), 7089 nucleotides long. It is a transcript of the gene myo7ba, whose product is annotated as myosin VIIBa. The transcript is spliced from 45 exons. The record is from RefSeq and is a predicted model, not a curated record. Gene Ontology annotation, cellular component: cytoskeleton; myosin complex. Gene Ontology annotation, molecular function: cytoskeletal motor activity; protein binding; ATP binding. Lineage: Eukaryota; Metazoa; Chordata; Actinopteri; Cichliformes; Cichlidae. The coding region runs from base 15 to 6533 and encodes 2172 amino acids.